Messenger RNA from Strongylus vulgaris, 446 nucleotides. The record is from the annotation of a GenBank genome assembly. NCBI's taxonomy places the organism in Eukaryota, Metazoa, Nematoda, Chromadorea, Rhabditida, Strongylidae.
AUGGAAAGAGGAAGGACACGUUCAAACCAAACCCGGACGAGGACGGACUGUCAACACCCGAAAAUGGGUGGGAUUAUUAAGAAAAUUGACCGAAAAGAUGGUCUGAGCUUAAAUAAGAUGGCCAAACAGCUAGAUAUUUUUUGCAGUUCUGUUCAAUUGACACUUGGUCUUCGAAGUUAUCGUCUGUUUAACGGACAAGUUCUUACCGAUCAAGCAAAGCAUAAUCGGAAGGAAAAAUGCAAGAAAUUACGAGAAUUUUUCAAAGUACGAAUUGGGGACGUCUUCUGGUCUGACGAAAAAGUUUUCACCGUUGAAGUGGCUACAUGCUCUCAGAAUCACCGCCAACUUCUCAGUCCAGCUCUCAAGAACAAUCGCAAGCAAAAGAUUGCCAAGAAAUUUUUUUUACUGAAAGCUUAUUGGUUUGGGGCUCAGUGCCUCGGGUAAGA